Molecule: messenger RNA, 2586 nt
Organism: Uranotaenia lowii
Lineage: Eukaryota; Metazoa; Arthropoda; Insecta; Diptera; Culicidae
Product: FERM, ARHGEF and pleckstrin domain-containing protein 2-like
Exons: 7
Coding region: 1-1998 (665 amino acids)
Molecular function (GO): guanyl-nucleotide exchange factor activity
Source: RefSeq, a predicted model, not a curated record
AUGCCCUUAGAAUCCUCUGGAGCUCUUGUGACUACUUUCUUUCCACACCACCCAACAGACGACUAUCACGGAAUCAACGGCAACGUAUCGCUGGACCGGCGAAGCGAGUUCGUCCAAUCGCCAAACCGCUACGAACUGGCUUUGGGUCCAUCAGCGGCAACUGGCCCCGGAUCGGAUCGAUCAAACAGCAACAGUUUAUCCCGAGGUAGCGAGGUCGGUGGAACGUACGAUUUGGCCGGUGCCGAGGCUCGGGCCCGAAAUGGGCUGAAUCAAGUGAACAGCAAUGGCAAUAAUGGCAAUGGAUUACACACGGUGGAUGAAAAUGUGAUCAACAACAAUCAUGGCGCUCCUCCCUCGUAUCCGACAUAUCAGAAUCAACCGGGUCCUCUUUCAAAUAAUGGGAUGAAUGGAGGCUCUGGAACUCUCCGAUCGAUCGAUGAGGAAAUCAAGAAGAAAAAGUGGCCAACCGAUAGGGCGUACUUCUUGGCAAAGGAAUUGCUGAUGACCGAACGAACCUACAAGAAGGAUCUAGAUGUGCUCAAUACGUGGUUCCGAGAAGAGUUGGCCCCAGAGGAUGUGGAGAACCUUCAACCGCUGUUUCAAUAUUUAGAUUCGAUGCUUGAACAUCACAGUGUAUUCUUACGCGAUCUGGAACAUCGAAUACUGUUGUGGGAAGGUCGCGGUGGGCACGAAACCCAUCGUAUCGGGGAUGUGAUGCUGAAGAACAUGGUCGUUCUUCCGAUAUACGAUGAGUACGUUGAAAGUCACCGAGAGAUUCUCCAGCGAUUGAAUGAUCUCUACGAGAACGACGAACACUUCCAGCAAACUUAUCGGGACUUCGAACAGCAAAAGGUGUGCUACCUCCCCAUCUGUUAUUUCGUCCUGAAGCCGAUGCAUCGUUUGUUGCACUACCAGCUGCUGCUAGAACUGCUGCUAGAACAUUACGGCGAGGAUCAUUUCGAUCGAACCGAUUGCCACGGCACGCUGAUGAUGCUAUCCCGUACUACGGAAGUGGUUCGCCGCGAGCUGGCCUCGUCCGAAAACUAUACCCUUCUGUGCGAGAUCCAGCGGGAUCUCGUCGGGUUCGAUACCCUGGUGCUGGCCGAUCGGAAGCUCAUCCGGCAGGGCUGUCUUCUGAAACAUUCCAAACGGGGACUACAGCAACGAAUGUUCUUCCUCUUUUCGGACAUAUUGCUGUACGCGUUCAAAUCGCCCAUCACUCAAACCUUCAAGGUUCUUGGGCACGUUCCGGUGCGGGCGCUCCUCACUGAAAAUGCCGAACAUAACGCGUUUGUGAUAUUUGGGGGUCAGCGAGCCCUCACAGUCAGUGCCGGCACCACGGCUGAGAAGACCCUGUGGCUAGAGGAGCUGAUGAAGGCUGCGGCCAACGUUAAACACAAGCCGCAGACCGCGCUGCCGAUGGUCUCUGUCAAGUAUUGCACAUCUUCCGAGGAAAACUUGGAAACGUGUGGCCUCAACAACAGCUCGAUCAUCGCUCCGCCACCGAAGCCGCCGAGUUCGCGGAACAACACAGCCCUGCACGUGUGCUGGCAUCGGGGCGUUACGAUUUGUCUCGAUGAUCAUUUGCGCGCGGGACGAAACCAAAUAUCCGGCUAUCUGCUGCGCAAGUUCAAGAACAGCUCCGGCUGGCAAAAGCUAUGGGUGGUGCUGACCUCGUUCUGUCUGUACUUCUACAAGAGCUACUCUGACGACGCUUCACUGGCCAGCUUACCGUUGCUUGGCUACUCGGUGGGCCCGCCCGGCAUCCAAGAUGCGGUUCAAAAGGAGUACGUCUUCAAGCUGUCCUUCAAAAAUCAUACCUAUUUCUUCCGGGCAGAAUCGGAACACACCUAUCAACGCUGGAUGGACGUGCUCCGAAGUGCCACCCAAAUGCAGGACCUAAAACUGUCCACCAACAACAGUCAUCACAACAGCAAUAACAACAACAACAAUGGCAAUGAUAAUAAUGGCAACAAUUCGCCAUCCGAUCAGCAAUAAGCCCACACUGUUCUUCGUUCCCCAAAUAGGCAAACAGUAGUAAAACUCAAGUCAAUUCAAUUAUUCUUCUUUAAAUACUAAUAAUUAUUGGGUGUGUGCGUGCGCGAGUAUUGGAACAUCUAGUGCAGUUGUGUAGCGUGAGGAGUCUUAGGUAGAGAAUCAUUAAGAAAAAGAAAAAAACGCCUAGCUAAAAGAUAGGGGAAAUUUCUGGACAUAGGGAUACAAUCAACUCUAAAGCCAUUGGACUAUUAAGCGGAUUCUUCGCAGGUCGCCGAAGAGAAAUUAUGCAGAACAAUCAAUCUUCAAAAGCCAAUUCGAAAGUGAAAACAUUUUUCAAAAAAACAAACAAAUUAAGUGAACCGAGUCGUUUAUUUAUAUUAUAUACGUAUAAAUAUUAUAAUUAUUAUCUACACACACAUACUUUCUACAAAACUUCUCUAUCGUGGGAGCAAAAAACAACGGCAAUCAUCUACAAAUGUUGUAAGGUUUCAAAUUUUAUGCACUCAUUGCAAAACAGAAAACUUUCUUAUAGGUGAAAGACGCUAUUGUCGUUCCAGAAAUUAAUAAUAAAAUACUUUUAAAAAGUAA